CACUGACUAAGAACUCGCGCGCAGCUGCUGAACACAUUCACAGAUCUCCUGAAGAAAUGUUAUGACUACAGUAGUGAGAAGAGUCUGUCUGUGACAAUAUUUGUUUCGUCUCUCGUCAGAUUCAUGCACUUUUAAGGUAAAGAAGCAAAAUGGCACACCCUCUGCAUCUCCUGUUUGGUGUAAAUACAUUGUCUGUGAUUUUAUCACUGGUCUGUAUCGGUGAUUCUAGCACAAAAUAUGGAGAAGACUGUGAAUUGAUGCAGAUAAAGAUCCCAAUGAUCCAGGACCAAAGCACAGUGAGACUUCAGAGCCCAGAAUUCACUGCUAAUGAUUUCGGCAAGCCGGUAGUAAUGUGUGGGGUUGAGUGCCAAAAAAAUCUGCCAGAGCUGAAGCCCACUGAGCUGCAAAGACUACUCUCAUAUGAAACAAUGUACGAGAACGGAACGCGCACCUUCACAAAAAUCAAACUGGAUGGGGUCACUGUUGUUAAAAACACGUCGUCUUUUGUUUUCUGCAAACAAGGACACUCCAAACGUAGAAAACGACAGGUAUACGGCAUGGAUGGGCGUUUUGUGAUCACAGAUAAACAUUUUACCACCAAUUACCCAUUUUCUGCCUCUGUGAAGCUCUCCACUGGUUGCUCGGGUAUCCUGGUGUCACCAAAACACGUUCUGACCGCUGCUCACUGUGUUCACGAUGGACAAGACUACCUGAAAGGAAGCAGGAGUCUCCGAGUGGGCAUCAUGAAGCUUAGCUCCAAACGCAGAAGAGGACGUCAACGAGGAGGCAAGAGGAGAGGAGAAAAGAUAAAAAAUGGUGGAGUGGGAAAUACAGAAGGAGAUGUAGCCACUGAAGAACCUCUAGUUAAAAAAGGCAAGGAACACAGGAGAAAGAACCGUAUUAGACGUGACACCAAUCGGUCCAAACUUACAGAGACAGACUCUAAGCAACCAUCAUUGCGGUGGACUCGUGUCAAAGUAACACAAGUGCCAGCCGGCUGGAUAAACAGAGUUCGUAAUGAAGUCGCAGUCGACUACGAUUACGCCCUACUGGAGCUGAAAAGACCCCAUAAGACAAGGUACAUGGAAUUAGGCAUCGUUCCUGCAGUAAAAUACAUCCCCGCUGGAAGAAUCCACUUUUCUGGUUUUGAUAAUGAUCAAUCAGGGAAGGUGGUCUACCGUUUCUGUUCAGUCUUAGAGGAAUCCAACGACCUACUGUACCAGUACUGUGAUGCUACAAAGGGAUCUAGUGGAGCAGGUGUGUAUGUAAGGUUACAAGAGCCAAACAGAAAACGGGGAGAAAAAGGGAAGUGGAAGAGAAAAGUUAUCGGUGUGUUUUCUGGACACCAGUGGGUGGAUGUCAAUGGAACACAGAAGGACUAUAAUGUGGCAGUUAGGAUUACACCUCCAAAAUAUGCCCAGAUAUGCAACUGGAUACAUGGAGAUGGCAGUCAGUGUAAACUGGUGUAAAUCCUGCCUAGUGAACAAAACCCAAUUUGUAACAUUUAACUUUAUGUCAUCAGGACCUCAGAAACUUGAUGUUUGGGGUCAAGUGAAUGUGACCUGACUGAUUAUGAUACUGCACAAACAAUGCAUCGGUCAUAGAAAUGUCCGCUGUGAGAUGAAGUUCGAUGCAGUAGUAUUUAUUUGGUUCAAAUGGUUACAUUUCAAGAUUGUUUGUCUUAAAUUUAAGAUUGUUGUUCACUUCACGUUCAGACCAUGUUUAUGUUAAAAACCCAAUAUUGUAUGUUUUCAAUUGUUUCCAAUGGAAGCGCAACAAUUUUCAAAAACGUCAGCAGCUGGCGGGUUUUGCCCAUGCUGAGCGCCAAUGCUCGAUAGUUUUUCUGCACUCAGCGCUGAGGGUUGAAAAAUAUUCAACUUGGGUCAAUGUCACUACUCACUCGACGAUCCAAUCACAGUGGAGGAGGGGCGGGACAAAUAUCACAACAACCAACAGCGCAUCGUUCAACGACUGAUAAACAAAGCAGAAGUAUCAUAGCAACCAAGCGCUUAGCUGAAAAAAGCUGGCAAGCGCCUACAGUCAACGUCCGCCUGGUGUUUUCAGCCUCGUUUAAACGCUUUGUUGUACACGCCCCCUAAUAAUAAAAAUAUUGUCACUAUUUUCUCACUUCUAUGUCAUUCCAACUCUACUCUUCUGUUUUCCAUAUAGGAAAAGUGGAUGGUGACUUACAAUGCCAACUUUUUAAAAGCACUACAACAUAUCCUACACAAUUUGAGAGUUCAGGAAUUGGAUAUUGGGCACACACAAAAAGUAUACUUUGGUUGCAAUUUGUUCCAAAGUAUUUGCCUAAUGCAUAAAAAAAAUUGUUUCACACCUUGCAAGUCAGUUUAAGAUUCACUCAUUUCAUUCCAGGCAACUUUCAAAACACAUAGACAUAUUAAUAAAAAUGGCUUGUUUUUGUUAUGAUUUGCCUGGGUCAUGUUAGAGGCGGUGUGACUUUGAUUCUCUUAUGAACAUACAGUGAAAGUGCAUUUAACCUAUCCCAGUGAGUACCAGUGAACACACACACACACACACACACACUAUUACUGCAGUGCCCAGGGAGCAAUCGGGAUAGAGGUGCCUUGCUUAAGGGCAUCAGUCACAACACCGGCCAUGAAAACCGGCAACCUUCUGGUUAAUCCAACUCUCUAUCUUAACGCCACAACUGCAACCAUAUGCUUAAGAAGUAUGAAAAAUAUUUUCUUAUGCAAACUGGUAAAUUUCCCAGCUGUGUUAAGAUCUCCCUCUUAAGUGACUUAAGCUAAUUUCCUAUUAAAAACAAUUUCUCUGCCCUUGCUUCUUUUUUCAUUCAUAGAAGGGAGAAACUAGAAUACAUGAAAAUGAAAGCGUAAUGCACCUCUCCACCACUACUUUGUAUUUUGUAGUACUAUAAGCUUGACAGAAUAAUUCACACUUAUUUUCAUUGUAUAGAUGAUAUCAGCUCAGACAUUCUGGUUAUGAUCUGAUUUUGUGCUUUUACAGAAUAAAAACAACAAAUCAUGCGUAAAUCAUCAAUAAAUGUCAAUAUUAAAAUUUUUGGGGUGAACUAUUCCAUUUAUUUUUUUAAAGGUUUAUAGGAAGAUGACUAAAUUGUAUUGAACUGUCCACAUAAGUGUCUGUUUUCUAAUAACUUUUUUCAUUUUUAUUUAAUUUUAAUUUUAUGUCCAUUCAUUUUCUUUAAAGGUUUAUACGAAGAUGACUAAAUUGUAUUGAAUUGUCCACAUAAGUGUCCGUUUUCUAAUAAUUAUUUUAUGUUUACCAAUUUACACAGUAAAGUUUUAUUGUUUUGCAUUUACUUACACAGUGAAAGUAUUUGUCUGUCAAAAUGAAUUAAAUUAAAAUAAUAAAUAAUAUUACAGAAACAAUGAAUGCCUUACAACAUCUGCUGUUUUCAACUGCACUUUUGGUUUAAAUGUGCUGUAUUGCUAAAACCAAGUUUUUCAUCAGA
Messenger RNA from Paramisgurnus dabryanus, 3451 nucleotides. Lineage: Eukaryota; Metazoa; Chordata; Actinopteri; Cypriniformes; Cobitidae. The record is from RefSeq and is a predicted model, not a curated record.